This is a messenger RNA of Enterobius vermicularis (human pinworm), 957 nucleotides long. NCBI's taxonomy places the organism in Eukaryota, Metazoa, Nematoda, Chromadorea, Rhabditida, Oxyuridae. The record is from the annotation of a GenBank genome assembly.
AUGGACAGCAAUAUGCUUGACAUUUUAAGCACUGUUGCUAACGAGCGUUCAGCUGUAGCCAAUAAUUUGGAUGUCAAUGUCGUCAUGAAAUACGUAUAUAUUUACGUUCAAAUGUCUGAACGAAUAAUUCGUGAAUCACUGAAUACGGUGAAGAAGAUUAUGCUCAAUGAUAUUUCUGGAAUACUAACUGGAACGGAUGUACUAUCUUGUCAGAAGCAAUUUACCAAGUUCUUUGAUUAUGUAGUAUACGGAGGUAAAUAUUUACGAUCUACACUUCUAACUUCAAUUUUCCGUCACCUGGAGCCUAGUGCCAACAGUGCAGAAAAUAAACGUACAGCUGAGGUGGCAGCAUGUCUUGAAGUAUUACAAGCAUUCUAUUUAACUCUCGAUGAUAUUGUGGAUGGUGGCAUACAGAGACGUGGGAAGCCGUGUUGGCAUACUUUGACUGGAGUCGGAGUGAAUGCUAUUAAUGAUUCGUUGCUGUUAGAGUCAUCUAUACAUAAAGCUUUGUUUACAAUCCUUAGAGGGCAUCCUCUGGCAAGUUCAGUGUGUGAUUACUUUUGUGAGAUCAAAAGGGUGACUACUAUAGGGCAGAUUUUGGACGGUGCAACUUCUGGAAUUAAGGACUGUACUUGGGAAAGGUAUCGAAAUAUAGUUUAUUGUAAAACAAGUUUUUACACAACAUGUGCGCCUGUUUACCUCGCAUUGUUGCUCGCUGACCAGAGAAAAUACUGGACAGAGCUAGAACCAUUAUGUGUCAACCUAGGGUAUCUUUUUCAAGCACAGGACGAUUUUCUGGAUUGUUACGGUCACGUUGAAGAUACUGGCAAAACCGGAACAGAUCUGAAGGAAGGCAAAUGUACUUGGAUAACUUGUAAAGCGGUUGAAAAAUUAGAAUCUCCAGAAUUUAGUAGCUACUCUACAGUAUUUGAAGUAAAUUUUUUAUUUACUUUUUAG